AUGGUCAAAGCUGUUGUUCUUGGUGCCUCUGGCGGCAUUGGCCAGCCGCUCUCACUGCUGCUCAAGGCCUCUCCCCUGGUGGACGAGCUUGCCCUGUACGAUGUCGUCAACACUCCUGGCGUGGCCGCCGACCUGUCCCACAUCUCCUCCGUUGCCAAAAUCUCGGGCUACCUCCCCAAAGAUGACGGCCUGAAGCACGCCUUAACUGGCGCCGACAUCGUGGUCAUCCCGGCUGGCAUUCCCCGCAAGCCUGGUAUGACCCGUGACGACCUCUUCAAGAUCAAUGCCGGCAUUGUUCGUGACCUGGUCAAGGGCAUUGCUGAAUUCUGCCCCAAGGCGUUCGUUCUGGUCAUCUCCAACCCCGUCAACUCCACCGUGCCCAUUGCCGCCGAGAUCCUCAAGGCUGCUGGUGUCUUCAACCCCCAGCGCCUGUUCGGUGUGACGACUCUGGAUGUGGUUCGCGCCGAGACUUUCACCCAGGAGUUCUCCGGUCUGUCGGACCCCUCCAAGGCCACCGUCCCCGUCAUCGGUGGUCACUCUGGCGAGACGAUCGUCCCGCUGUUCAGCAAGGUCUCUCCUAAGUUCGAGAUCCCUGCUGACCGCUAUGAUGCUCUUGUCAACCGCGUCCAGUUCGGUGGUGAUGAGGUUGUCAAGGCCAAGGACGGUGCCGGUUCAGCGACUCUUUCCAUGGCAUUUGCCGGUUUCAGAUUUGCCGAGGCUGUGAUCAGGGCCGCUAAGGGUGAGAAGGGCAUUGUCGAGCCUACUUUCGUCUACCUGCCCGGUGUCCCUGGUGGCGAGGAGAUCGCCAAGGCGACUGGUGUUGACUUCUUCUCCACCCCCGUGGAACUUGGCCCCAACGGCGCCGAGAAGGCCACCAACAUCCUCGGUGGCGUGACCGAUCAGGAGCAGAAGCUCCUCGAGGCUUGCAUCAAGGGCCUGAAGGGCAACAUCGAAAAGGGUGUCGAGUUUGCCCAGAACCCCCCGCCAAAGUAA
Molecule: messenger RNA, 993 nt
Organism: Penicillium canariense
Lineage: Eukaryota; Fungi; Ascomycota; Eurotiomycetes; Eurotiales; Aspergillaceae
Product: malate dehydrogenase
Exons: 8
Coding region: 1-993 (330 amino acids)
Biological process (GO): tricarboxylic acid cycle; carboxylic acid metabolic process
Cellular component (GO): cytoplasm
Molecular function (GO): L-malate dehydrogenase (NAD+) activity
Source: RefSeq, a predicted model, not a curated record